GGUACCAGUUCAGGACCGUCUAUGAUGCCUCCUGGUACAACGCCCUGUUAUACUGUUUUGCCGUCUGAGGCUCAACAUGAAGAGAAAGCUAGGAAGUGGAUGCAGCUUAACUCGAAGCGUUACAGUGAUAAGCGUAAGUUUGGAUUCGUCGAAACGCAAAAAGAGGAUAUGCCUCCUGAACAUGUCAGGAAGAUUAUUAGGGACCAUGGGGACAUGUCAUCAAGAAAAUACCGUCAUGAUAAACGUGUGUAUCUUGGAGCUCUUAAGUUUGUCCCGCAUGCUGUUUACAAACUCCUUGAGAACAUGCCUAUGCCGUGGGAGCAGGUUCGAGAUGUCAAAGUCCUUUAUCACAUUACUGGUGCUAUUACAUUUGUUAAUGAGAUCCCGAGGGUUGUUGAACCGAUAUAUUUGGCUCAGUGGGGCACAAUGUGGAUCAUGAUGAGAAGGGAGAAGAGAGAUCGUCGACAUUUCAAGAGAAUGCGUUUUCCUCCUUUUGAUGAUGAGGAACCUCCAUUAGAUUAUGCGGAAAAUCUUUUGGAUGUUGAUCCUUUGGAGCCAAUACAGUUGGAGUUGGAUGAAGUAGAGGAUUCUGCAGUUUAUAACUGGUUUUAUGAUCAUAAGCCAUUGGCGAAAACAAAGCUUAUUAACGGUCCUAGUUACCGCAAGUGGAAUUUGUCCCUCCCUAUAAUGUCAACACUUCACCGCCUUGCUGGACAGUUGCUUUCCGCUCUGACUGAUCGGAAUUACUUCUACUUGUUUGAUAUGGAGUCCUUUUUCGACGCUAAAGCAUUGAACAUGUGCAUACCUGGUGGUCCAAAGUUCGAACCUUUGCAUCGUGACAUGGAGAAAGGAGACGAAGACUGGAAUGAGUUCAAUGAUAUUAACAAAUUGAUCAUCAGGUCACCACUUAGGACAGAAUACAGAGUUGCCUUCCCUCACCUCUAUAACAACAGGCCAAGAAAGGUGAAUCAUGGCAUUUAUCACACUCCGAUGAUCAUGUGCAUAAAAUCAGAGGAUCCCGAUCUGCCUGCUUUUUAUCAUGAUCCACUUAUACAUCCCAUAGUCACUGAGGGCUGCCGAGAGAAAGUUUCUGAGGAUGACGAUGAUGAUGAUGUUACCUUACCUCAGGGCGUGGAACCAUUGCUGACUGAGACUCCAACCUAUACUGAUACUACCGCUGCUGGUAUUUCCCUUUUAUUUGCCCCACACCCAUUUAACAUGAGAUCUGGUCGGACAAGACGUGCUGAAGAUAUUCCCCUUGUGUCAGAUUGGUUUAAGGAGCAUUGUCCUUCAUCAUAUCCUGUCAAGGUGCACGUCAGUUAUCAGAAGUUGUUGAAAAGUUUUGUAUUGAACGAGUUGCAUCAUAGACCUCCCAAGUCCCAGAAGAAGAAGCAUCUCUUGCGCUCACUUCAAGCCACAAAACUUGAUUGGGUUGAAGCUGGUCUUCAAGUUUGCAAGCAGGGAUAUAAUAUGCUGAAUCUCUUGAUCCAUAGGAAGAACCUGGAUUAUCUUCACCUUGAUUACAAUUUUAAUUUGAAGCCUAUUAAGACACUAACUACAAAGGAACGUAAGAAAUCCCGGUUUGGAAAUGCUUUCCACCUGUGUCGUGAAGUUCUGCGUUUGACAAAGCUUGUUGUCGAUGCCAAUGUCCAGUUUCGUCUGGGAAACGUUGAUGCAUUUCAGUUGGCAGAUGGCUUGCAAUACAUUUUUUCGCAUGUUGGUCAGUUGACGGGUAUGUAUCGUUACAAGUACAGGCUUAUGAGGCAGAUUCGGAUGUGCAAGGAUCUGAAACAUUUGAUCUAUUAUCGAUUUAAUACUGGGCUGGUUGGAAAAGGUCCUGGUUGUGAUUUCUGGGCACCUAUGUGGAGGGUGUGGUUAUUCUUUCUUCGGGGCGUAGUACCUCUUUUGGAACGUUGGUUAGGAAAUCUACUGGCAAGGCAAUUUGAGGGUCGCCAUUCUAAGGGGGUGGCCAAAACUGUCACAAAGCAACGUGUUGAAAGCCACUUUGAUUUGGAGCUCCGUGCUGCUGUAAUGCAUGAUGUCCUUGAUGCUAUGCCAGAGGGGAUCAAGCAAAAUAAAGCAAGAACCAUCUUGCAGCAUCUCAGUGAAGCAUGGCGUUGUUGGAAGGCAAAUAUUCCUUGGAAGGUCCCUGGUUUACCUGUCCCUAUUGAGAACAUGAUUCUUCGCUAUGUCAAAUCCAAAGCUGAUUGGUGGACAAAUGUUGCUCACUACAACCGUGAACGUAUAAGAAGAGGAGCAACUGUUGACAAGACUGUUUGUCGAAAAAACCUUGGAAGAUUGACUCGCCUUUGGCUGAAGACUGAACAGGAGCGGCAACAUAACUACUUGAAAGACGGUCCAUAUGUUACUCCAGAAGAAGCAGUAGCCAUGUCUACUACCACUGUGCAUUGGUUGGAGUCAAGGAAGUUUUCUCCAAUCCCAUUCCCUCCAUUGUCAUACAAGCAUGACACAAAGCUACUUAUCCUUGCACUUGAGAGAUUGAAAGAAUCUUACAGUGUGGCUGUGAGGUUAAACCAGCAGCAAAGGGAAGAGUUGGGCCUCAUUGAGCAAGCUUAUGAUAAUCCAGGUGAUGCAUUAUCACGUAUUAAGCGUCAUCUGCUGUCUCAGCGUGCCUUCAAAGAAGUUGGCAUUGAGUUUAUGGACUUGUACAGUACUUACCUGAUUCCUGUUUUUGAGAUUGAGCCACUUGAGAAGAUUACUGAUGCAUACCUGGAUCAGUACCUAUGGUAUGAAGGUGAUAAGCGCCAUCUGUUUCCAAAUUGGAUUAAGCCUGCUGAUUCAGAGCCACCACCUCUCUUAGUGUAUAAAUGGUGUCAAGGGAUAAACAAUUUACAAGGCAUAUGGGACACCAGUGAAGGACAGUCUGUGGUGAUGCUGCAAACCAAGUUUGAGAAAUUCUUUGAAAAGAUUGACUUGACCAUGCUGAACAGGCUGCUGCGUUUGGUGCUGGAUCACCAUGUUGCUGAUUAUAUCACUUCAAAAAACAAUGUCGUACUGUCUUACAAAGAUAUGAGCCAUACAAAUUCAUACGGGCUGAUACGCGGACUUCAGUUAGCUUCAUUUGUUGCACAGUACUACGGGCUUGUGUUGGAUCUUUUGCUCCUAGGUUUAACUCGAGCUAGUGAAAUUGCUGGUCCACCGCAGAUGCCUAAUGAGUUCAUAACCUAUAGUGACUCUAGAGUGGAAACAAGGCAUCCAAUCCGGUUGUACUCUCGAUACAUUGACAAGGUGCAUAUACUAUUUCGCUUCACCCAUGAAGAGGCUCGGGACCUUAUCCAAAGAUAUUUUACUGAGCAUCCUGAUCCAAACAAUGAAAAUAUGGUUGGUUAUAACAACAAGAAAUGCUGGCCAAGGGACGCAAGAAUGAGGCUCAUGAAGCAUGAUGUUAAUCUUGGGAGAAGUGUCUACUGGGACAUGAAGAAUCGACUGCCUAGAAGUAUCGCUACUUUGGAGUGGGAAAACAGCUUUGUCUCUGUUUAUAGCAAAGAUAAUCCAAACUUGCUCUUCAGCAUGUGUGGGUUUGAAGUUCGGGUACUGCCUAAGAUAAGAAUGACCCAAGAGGCAUUCAGCAAUACAAGAGAUGGUGUCUGGAAUUUACAAAAUGAGCAGACUAAGGAACGAACGGCUGUUGCCUUCUUGCGUGUAGAUGACGAGCACUUGAAGGUGUUUGAGAAUCGUGUUAGGCAGAUCCUCAUGUCCUCUGGUUCUACAACGUUCACGAAGAUCAUUAACAAAUGGAACACUGCUCUUAUCAGCCUUAUGACAUAUUUCCGUGAAGCAACAGUUCAUACGCAAGAGUUGCUGGACCUGCUGGUCAAAUGUGAAAACAAGAUACAGACCCGUAUUAAGAUUGGUUUGAACUCAAAAAUGCCCAGCAGGUUUCCUCCUGUUAUUUUCUACACACCAAAGGAAAUUGGAUGGCUUGGAAUGUUGUCAAUGGGUCACCUAUUGAUCCCACAGAGUGAUCUUAGGUAUAGUCAGCAAACAGAUGUUGGCGUGACACAUUUCAGAAGUGGAAUGAGCCAUGAAGAGGAAUAAUUGAUCCCAAAUCUCUACCGAUACAUACAGCCUUGGGAGAGUGAGUUCAUUGACUCUCAGAGAGUUUGGGCCGAGUAUGCUUUGAAAAGGCAGGGCCCUCGAAUCAAUACAUUGUUCCAGAAGGAUCGGCACACCCUUGCAUAUGAAAAAGGAUGGAGAGUGAGAACAGAUUUUAAACAGUACCAAGUUCUUAAGCAGAAUCCAUUCUGGUGGACACACCAGAGGCAUGAUGGGAAGCUGUGGAACCUGAAUAACUAUCGUGCUGAUGUUAUUCAAGCCCUUGGAGGAGUUGAAGGAAUUCUUGAGCAUACAUUAUUCAAAGGAACAUAUUUCCCUACUUGGGAAGGUCUUUUCUGGGAAAAAGCUUCAGGUUUUGAGGAAUCCAUGAAGUACAAGAAACUGACUAAUGCCCAAAGAUCUGGGCUUAAUCAAAUCCCUAAUCGCAGGUUUACUCUUUGGUGGUCGCCGACCAUAAAUAGGGCAAAUGUCUAUGUUGGUUUCCAAGUACAGCUGGACCUUACUGGGAUAUUUAUGCACGGGAAGAUUCCAACUCUCAAGAUAUCUUUGAUACAGAUAUUCCGUGCACAUUUGUUGCAGAAGAUCCAUGAGAGUGUUGUCAUGGAUCUCUGCCAAGUUUUGGAUCAAGAGUUGGAUGCAUUGGAAAUUGAGACUGUACAAAAGGAAACAAUUCAUCCAAGAAAGAGUUACAAAAUGAAUAGCUCGUGCGCUGACAUCCUCCUCUUUGCUGCGCAUAAAUGGCCAAUGUCAAAACCUAGUCUUGUGGCUGAAUCAAAGGAUGUGUUUGACCAGAAGGCUAGUGACAGAUACUGGAUAGAUGUGCAACUUCGAUGGGGUGACUAUGAUUCUCAUGAUAUUGAGCGUUAUACAAGAGCAAAGUUCAUGGAUUACACAACAGACAACAUGUCUAUUUAUCCAUCACCUACUGGUGUAAUGAUUGGAAUUGACCUUGCUUACAACUUGCAUUCCGCCUUUGGUAACUGGUUCCCUGGUUCAAAGCCAUUGCUUGCCCAAGCCAUGAACAAGAUUAUGAAGUCAAAUCCUGCACUCUAUGUGCUGAGGGAACGCAUAAGGAAAGGGUUGCAACUUUAUUCUUCAGAGCCCACAGAACCAUAUUUAUCAUCUCAAAACUAUGGAGAGAUUUUCAGCAAUCAAAUGAUAUGGUUUGUUGAUGACACAAAUGUGGAUCGUGUGACCAUCCACAAGACCUUCGAGAGAAAUCUGACAACAAAGCCCAUAAAUGGUGCAAUUUUCAUUUUCAAUCCUAGGACAGGUCAACUGUUUUUGAAGGUCAUUCACACAAGUGUGAGGGCAGGGCCAAAGCAUCUUGGCCAGCUGGCCAAGUGGAAAACAGCCGAAGAAGUGGCUGCGCUUGUGAGGUCUUUGCCUGUUGAAGAACAACCAAAGCAAAUUAUUGUGACUCGGAAAGGAAUGCUUGAUCCAUUGGAGGUCCACUUGCUCGAUUUUCCGAAUGUUGUUAUCAAAGGAAGUGAGCUGCAAUUACCAUUCCAGGCUUGUUUGAAGAUAGAGAAAUUUGGUGAUCAGAUAUUGAAGGCUACGGAGCCACAAAUGUUUCUGUUCAACAUAUACGAUGAUUGGUUGAAGAGCAUUUCAUCCUACACUGCAUUCUCCAGGCUCAUCCUCAUCCUGCGUGCACUCCACGUAAACAAUGAAAAGGCUAAGAUGUUACUCAAGCCUGACAAGUCGGUCGUCACUGAGCCUCACCACAUCUGGCCUUCACUUACAGAUGACCAGUGGAUGAAGGUUGAGGUAGCGCUUAGAGAUCUCAUUCUCUCAGACUAUGCAAAAAAGAACAAUGUCAACACAUCAGCAUUGACACAGUCUGAGAUCCGUGAUAUUAUACUUGGAGCUGAGAUAACUCCUCCAUCGCAGCAGCGCCAACAGAUAGCUGAGAUUGAGAAACAGGCCAAGGAAGCAAGUCAACUGACCGCUGUUACUACAAAGACCACUAAUGUCCAUGGUGAUGAAUUGAUUGUUACUACAACAAGUCCCUAUGAGCAAGCUGCCUUUGGCUCUAAAACAGAUUGGCGUGUCAGAGCAAUUUCUGCCACAAAUCUCUAUCUCCGUGUGAACCACAUAUAUGUAAAUUCAAAGGACAUAAAGGAGACAGGAUAUACUUACAUCAUGCCGAAAAAUAUUCUGAAGAAGUUCAUCUGCAUUGCAGAUCUACGAACACAAAUUGCUGGUUACUUCUACGGUGUAAGUCCACCAGAUAAUCCGCAGGUCAAAGAAAUCCGGUGUAUGGCAAUGCCUCCACAGUGGGGGACACAUCAACAGGUGCACCUAACUUCAGGUCUUCCUGAGCAUGAUUUUCUCACUGACUUGGAGCCUUUGGGAUGGAUGCACACACAACCAAAUGAGCUUCCUCAGUUAUCCCCGCAGGAUGUUACUUCACAUGCUAGGAUCCUGGAGAACAACAAACACUGGGAUGGAGACAAGUGCAUUAUAUUGACAUGCAGUUUCACACCAGGGUCUUGUUUGUUAACUGCAUAUAAGUUGACGCCACGUGCUAAUAAUGAUACAAGAAGCAACCCUCAUGGUUACCUGCCGACUCAUUACGAGAAGGUCCAGAUGCUCUUGAGUGACCGAUUCCUUGGCUUUUACAUGAUACCUGAUAAUGGUCCAUGGAAUUACAAUAUGGGAGUGAAGCACACUGUUAGCAUGAAGUACGGAGUGAAGUUAGGUACACCUCGGGAGUACUACAAUGGGGAACACAGGCCAACACAUUUCCUGGAAUUCAGCAAUAUGGAGGAAGGCAACAUUGCUGAGGCAGAUCGGGAGGUUACAUUUACAUAAUAUACUGCUAUUUAACUGUUUAAUUCUAGGCACUAGGAAUCUUCUGCGUCUUUUGUAUUUUUUGCUCUUGAUAAUUUGGUUUUCUUGUUAAAUUUCACUUAUAGGUAUACUCAAACACUCCUGCAGACUUUGAUUUUAAACUUGGGAGGUUAGUUGUCACAGCUAAACAUCCGUGUUUAUUAUAGUGCAAA
Lycium ferocissimum is the source of this 7085-nucleotide messenger RNA. RefSeq names its product pre-mRNA-processing-splicing factor 8A-like. NCBI's taxonomy places the organism in Eukaryota, Viridiplantae, Streptophyta, Magnoliopsida, Solanales, Solanaceae. The record is from RefSeq and is a predicted model, not a curated record. Gene Ontology annotation, cellular component: catalytic step 2 spliceosome; U5 snRNP. Gene Ontology annotation, molecular function: pre-mRNA intronic binding; U2 snRNA binding; U5 snRNA binding. Gene Ontology annotation, biological process: spliceosomal tri-snRNP complex assembly; mRNA splicing, via spliceosome.